UCUCUCUUUCUUAAAGCCUUACAUUCUUCAGCACCACACACCUACUAAGCAUAUUUAUCCAUUUUUGACAUACAUCACACUUUGCCCUUUCCAGCACUAAAAAAGAAUAGUUUUGUUUUUCUCUCCUAUUUUCUUUAUUCCUCAUGUAAAUACACUCUUUCACAGAUCCUGAUGAAAUUUAUCAAAUUAAAGCAUAGAUGAAUACAAGAAUUAGUAGUAAUUCCAAGAAACCACCUCACAAUGGGACCAAGCCAGACAAAUUAGGCAGAAAGCUGGCCUUAUUACAAGAUGUUGAGAAUCUGAAGAAGAAGCUGAGGCAUGAAGAGAAUGUGCACAGAGCUUUGCAGAGAGCAUUUCAUAGGCCUUUGGGUGCUCUCCCUCGUCUUCCUCCUUAUCUCCCUCAAUAUACUCUGGAGCUUGUAGCAGAAGUUGCAGUGUUGGAAGAGGAGGUUGUUAGGCUUGAAGAGAAGGUUGUCAACUUCAGACAAGAAGCUGCUCACAUAUCCUCCUCAACAACACCUUGUCAUGAACAUGAUUCAGCCUCUAAACACAAGCAUUCAAGGGCUUCCUCCCAGAGUGAAUUCGACUCGGGAUCAUCCCUUUCUAGGAUCGCUUCGUCUAGAAAGUUCAUGUCUUUGGAGAGUUCAUCGAAACCGCCUCAAAAUGAUCGAGCUCUAGCAUUCGACACUGAAAGGAAUAGUACUAGCAAAUCACUUCCGGUGAAGAAGCAUUGUAGUACUGAGGGAGGCGGGGACGUGGAGAGCGAGGCGAAUAGGACGUCGCAGGAUGUGUUGAACUGCCUGAUCAGCAUCUUUGUGAGAAUGAGUUCCUCGAGAAGGAAGACGAUGGAUCUCUCCUCGUUGGCCUGCAGCAAGGAAUCCACCUUCCGGGAUCCUUACUUCAACUCUAACGAGUUGAAGAAGCGGGACGUUGGCGCCUACAAACAUCUUUAUGAGAUAGAAGCCCGCCAAGUGGAUCAGAAAUACAGAGCGAACGCUGCGUUUCUGAUCCGCAGGCUUAGGAUUCUAUUAGACAAGCUAGCAUCUCUGAAGUUGGAUGGCUUAAGCCAUCAUCAAAAACUAGCAUUCUGGAUUAACAUCUAUAAUUCUUGUGUUAUGAAUGGAUUCUUGCAGGAAGGAAUACCCGAGAGUCCUGAAACGACCGUGGUACAAAUGCAAAAGGCAACGAUAAGGGUAGGGGGGUUCGUGCUAAACGCACUCACAAUCGAGCACCUUAUCUUGAGACUUCCAUAUCACUUAAAUUAUACGUGCACAAAGUCGACCAGGAACGAUGAGAAGGAUAUCUGCAGGACGCUCGGUUUGGAGUGGUCGGAACCAUUAGUCACAUUUGCCCUCUCCUCCGGUAGUUGGUCCUGCCCUGCGUUGAGGGUGUACACGGCUUCUCAAAUCGAGAGCGAGUUGGAGGCAGCGAAGAAGGCUUACCUACAAGCAGCAGUAGGCAUAUCAGCAGCAUCGAACAAGCUGGUAGUUCCGAAGCUACUAGAGUGGUAUCUUCUCGACUUUGCAAAGGAGAUGGACGCGUUGCUCGACUGGAUCUGCUUGCAGCUCCCGGACGAGCUCAGGAACGAAGCAGUCCAAUGCCUCGGGAGCAAGGAUAAAGGGCCUGUGUCGGAGCUGGUUGAGGUGAAACCAUACAAUUUUAGUUUCAGAUACCUUGUACAUCGAUGACAUUGUGGAGUUUCCUAACAAUCAGCACGGGGAAUAGUCACUGGGCCCGCCGGUAGAUACCCUUGGUAAUUAAAAAAAAAGAAUACAUGACAGUAUACUAGAUCAAAGAGAAUAAUUCUUCUACAUUACAACAAUAAACCAGAACCUAUUUUAUUGUUUAAAACUGUUUUGUAUACUUGCGUUAUGUCAUGCAAAUUUAUUUGUAUCA
Messenger RNA from Salvia splendens (bonfire salvia), 1896 nucleotides. RefSeq lists its product as uncharacterized. The coding region runs from base 198 to 1688 and encodes 496 amino acids. The transcript is spliced from 10 exons. The record is from RefSeq and is a predicted model, not a curated record. Lineage: Eukaryota; Viridiplantae; Streptophyta; Magnoliopsida; Lamiales; Lamiaceae.